Messenger RNA from Fusarium subglutinans, 804 nucleotides. Its product is annotated as P-type cation-transporting ATPase. The record is from RefSeq and is a predicted model, not a curated record. Lineage: Eukaryota; Fungi; Ascomycota; Sordariomycetes; Hypocreales; Nectriaceae. The transcript has a single exon. The coding region runs from base 1 to 804 and encodes 267 amino acids.
AUGGGCUUUUCGACCGAGCAGGAUAAUGCUCAAAGACAGGAAGACUUGCCGUCUGAUUUGUUUGAUGGGGCGGCGAUGCAGCAGGACCAGAACGGCAUGUACCCAGGGACCGCCGAGAAGCCCAUGGAUGUCACACCGACGUCUCAAAACCCUGAGAAUCUAACGACUCCAGGGACCUCUUCUCAGAAAUGCUCUUGCAUCGAGCUGGUCAACCAGCAUUUCUCAGAUAUCGAGCGCUCACUCGAGACUUUCCAGACCCUCAAAGUUUUGAAGCAGUCUCUCGCGUCAGCAAGAACGAUCCUUGAGUGUACAGUCUGCUUCCAAUCCAUCAAGAGCCCGCGCACAUCACGAAACGUCUAUCUCCUGGGCUCUCUACUAUCCAGCAUCGGCUCCUCAUACGGCGACUUUUUCUACGUACAAAAGCAACGGACCGAGUCAUCGGUAUCUGGUACACCGAUCCGCCUUGUCGUCGGACAACAACCAGAUGCUCGGGAUGUUGUAGAGCUUUCUCUCGAGGGGCCGAGCUACAUUGCCUUUCUACAAGCGAGUCUGAAAGGAGAGUUGGAUUGUCUUGUGAAAUUGGGUGAAGGAUUGGCGACGAGACAGAGCCAGCUCCAUACCGAAGGUCACGAGAACUGCGAGACGGGGACGAGCUGUUCAAAUACUGAGUCACUGCCGACGACGAAACAUCCAACCGAGGUGUGUCCGAAGGAAGUUGACAUGACGACUGCUUGUGCAUGCUUCAGGACAGUCGAUCAAGUCAAGGCCGCAAUAGCAGAGGCGCAACGAAUCAUCUCUGUGUGA